Messenger RNA from Aureobasidium uvarum, 258 nucleotides. NCBI's taxonomy places the organism in Eukaryota, Fungi, Ascomycota, Dothideomycetes, Dothideales, Saccotheciaceae. The record is from the annotation of a GenBank genome assembly.
AUGUUUGUUUCAGNNGGAGUGCCUGCAACACUUGACAGCCUUCGAGACUGUGCUUCUGUCGCCAAAGGCAAGAUCCCGAUUGCGUUCGAUGGUGGCGUGAGAAGAGGUAGUGACAUCUUCAAAGCAUUGGCGUUGGGUGCAGAUUUUGUAUUCAUGGGAAGAGUGCCGAUAUGGGGCCUUGCUUACAAGGGGCAGCAAGGUGUUGAACUUGCGGUCAAGAUCUUGAUGGCCGAGUUGCGCAUGACCAUGGCAUUGGCC